AUGGCAGAAGCGAGCCGCUACGGGGCUCUCUGCAGGGCGGGGUUGAGAGUGGAGUACCUGCAUGCAAACGCGAUAACGCACAAUUUUCUUUUUGGAGCAGUGGCAGAACUGGUUGACAAUUCCCGGGAUGCUGGUGCAACCAGACUUGACAUAUUUAUUGUAAUUAAUGAGAACCUUCAAGGAGGAUUUUCACUGUGCUUUAUGGAUGAUGGAUGUGGCAUGAAUCCUAAGGAAGCUACAGAUCUUGUGUAUUUUAGGAGAUCUUCUAAGCAGACAAACCCUAAGAUGAUUGGAUGCUAUGGCAAUGGCCUGAAAUCAUAAAAAGGAUCCAUGCGCAUAGGAAGGGACUUCAUAUUGUUCACCAAGAAGGAAAACACAAUGACAUGUCUUCUGUUCUCUCAGACUUUUUGUGAAACAGAAGGUCUUGACGAGGUCAUAGUUCCAAUACCUUCAUGGACAAGCAGCACAAGAAAUCCAAUAAUAGAUGAUCCCGAGAAAUCCGCCACAUAGUUGUCUAUAAUUUGCAAGUAUUCUCCUUUUAAGAAUGAAGCUGAACUGAUGAAGCAGUUUGAUGUCAUUUAUGGAGAAACGGGAACAUUGCUGGUGAUAUAUAAUGUGAAACUCAUGCUCAAUGGUGAACCAGAACUUGACAUUAUAACUGAUACAGUGGAUAUUCUGGAUGCUGGAACUUCUGAGAAUCUUCCAGAAGAACGAUCACUAAGAGCCUAUACAGCUCUAUUGUAUUUUGACCCACGAAUGAGAAUAUUCAUUCAAGCCAAGAAGGUAGAAACCAAGUGUUUGCCAUACAGCUUUUACGGACCCAGGAUGUAUCCAUACAUAUCAUCUUCAUUCAAACAAGAAGCUAAAAAUGAAUUGCAAAAGGCAGAAAUGGAAGUGAAGACGGCUGAAGACACUGUGAAAGAAGCAAAGUAUGCACUAAAACAGUCCAUGGACUCUCUUUUGCAUGAAUAUAGUGAGCUUGCAUUACAGGAUGCUUUGGAGAAUGAAAAAAGAAUGAGGGAAAAUCUGGAAGACAAAAAAAGAAAUCUAAGGAGACCUAAAAAGCUCUUCCUAAUAUUUGGAAUUAACAUUCAGAACAGAAGUCAAGAUGGCAUACUUAUCUAUAACAAUAAUCAUUUGAUCGGGAUGUUUGAAAAAGUGGGACCACAGAGGAAUAUGGACUCUUAUUUUGGUGGUGGAGCUGUGGGCAUUGUAGAUGUCCCCUUAGAAAUCAUGGAGCCAGCACACAACAAGCAAGCCUUUGCAAAUGUCUCAGAAUAUCACCACUUGUUGAAAGCAAUGGGCAGCUACAUCCUUCAGUAUUGGAAAGACAUAGGCAUCAGUCAAAAAGGAGGAACCUUGUUUUGGAACCACUUUGGAUACCUGAGUGAUAAGUGGUACGAAAGACCCUCUGAAAUGAUUCAGUACAAGAGAAGACGAGCAAUAGAAAUUCCUGACAUUGUUCAGUGUGAUAUUUGCCUCAAGUGGAGACUUUUGCCACUUGCCACUGAUAUAAAUCAUGGAGGACAUCAUGAUAUCUGCGAUUGUUCGAAGAGCCCUAACCAUAAAGAAAACAAGUGUAGUGUACCAGAGCAUUUGCCCUCCAUUCCUCUGGGCACCUUCAACCCACCUCAAUCACUGAGAAGCAAACAAAGCCCACUCAUAGAGGCCAUUCAGGAGCGUAAAAGGAAGCUGGAAAACCUACAGUCUCAGGUGAGCUCUUUGCCAGUAUUAAAGCUAAUAUCCAAGGCACUGUAUAUGUUCUCACAUAGAAUUUAUUUAAAACUUUCCUUGAUACAGCCACAUAUAAUGAUGCCACAUAAAGUUGACAGAAGAACAUCUGCUAAACCUGUAAAACUUCAGACUGAUCUGACAGAAAUUGCCACAGCAUUGGAAAGAGCAUUAGAAAGUGUUGAAGAUCAACAUAUUAUAAUAUCUGACAGUGAAGAUGAAGAUUUGCCAAAGUAUGAAGAAUGCAACUUUCUUUCUUUCAAGAACAAAGAAAAACAGGAACAGUGUGAUAAAACUAGCAACAGUCUUCUCGGCCAAACAAAUUGUGCAAAUUUAGCGAAAAAGGAUUUGCCACCAACAGGCUCAGGAGGUGACUCCACCAUGACUUCAAAAGAAGAAACUAAAGCACAAGUCCCUGUUGUCGUGCAGUACUCAGAUGCUGCUGUUUCACAGAAGCAAGAGAUUUCCCAGAGCAUUCCUGAAACCAAAAUGAUAGAAACAUUAACAUCUCACAUCAAAGAGAUGCUGGUGCAUUUUUUACCUGAAUGUAAACUUUCCAGAGAACACCUUAUAGCCAUGGGCCCUGAAAAUAUUUUAACUAUGUUCAAACUCAAAGGGAAUUCUGAGCAGAAGGAGACUGACACUCUGUACAUCGAUCAGUAUAUUUCACAAUAUGAAGGACAACUUUCAAAACAACUCCAGUCUAAACAUCAUAGCCUUCAAACUGUGCAUGCCAUUGAAACAGAGAUUACUGUGUGUGAAAUACAAAUAAAAGCCACACAGGAAAGACCUGCGCAUCUUCGAGGAAAAAUAGCACAACUGCUGUUGAAAAUUCAUCCACAUCUUCUUAUAAAUAACCUGGAAGACAUUGAUAGUUUCCUAGAAGAGAGCCUGAAAUGCAAAAAUCAAAUUAUAUUUGGGCCUGCAAAUUCCAGCACCUCAGAAAUAGGAGAAUCAACCUUUCUGGAUUAA
Varanus komodoensis (Komodo dragon) is the source of this 2703-nucleotide messenger RNA. RefSeq names its product MORC family CW-type zinc finger 1 (gene MORC1). The record is from RefSeq and is a predicted model, not a curated record. NCBI's taxonomy places the organism in Eukaryota, Metazoa, Chordata, Lepidosauria, Squamata, Varanidae. Gene Ontology annotation, molecular function: zinc ion binding. Gene Ontology annotation, cellular component: nucleus.